AUGGAUAUCAAGCAAGCCAUUCCGCUGUCCAAACAGAGCAAAUACGAUCUUAUCCAUCUCCGUCUCAUAGCUGCGGGUAUUGCAUCGACAGAAUGGGAAUUGGUAGUGCACAGCAUCAUUCAGUUGCUCAAACCAGGAGGUGAAAUUCAAUGGAAAGAAUGCACAUGGGCAGAUGUCCAGCAUAUAAGUGGCAGCAUACAAUCUUCCGUACAUACAACGCGAUUGAUGGGGUCUCGCUUCAAGAUUGGCCUUAAAGAUAAGUUCUCAUAUGGCUGGAAGAUGUUGCCCCAGAUUUUCCAGAACAAAGGACUUGUAAAAUUAGAGGAAGAUAUCGUAAGCUCGGAUCGAAGUUGUGGACACGAGAACUACUCUCACAAGUAA
Molecule: messenger RNA, 381 nt
Organism: Sclerotinia sclerotiorum 1980 UF-70
Lineage: Eukaryota; Fungi; Ascomycota; Leotiomycetes; Helotiales; Sclerotiniaceae
Exons: 1
Coding region: 1-381 (126 amino acids)
Source: RefSeq, a predicted model, not a curated record